GACACACAAGCAGGAUCUCAGAAGGACAUCUAAUGUUAUCCCCGUAUUGUGACAUAAAAGAUAAUGACAGUAGACAGGAUUCUCCAGGAGCCAACCCCAUUACCCCAAUUAUACAUCCAGCUUUGUCAGCUGAUCCCUCUGAUCCUGGGAAAUGUUCUCCUGAUCACUCUGAUAUUGGUGCAUCUGUUACAGCUCUGAGAGUAGAUACAGUGUUUCCCUGUUCUAUAGAUGCCAAAAGUUUUACACAGAACACAAAGCAUAUUAACCCACACACAGGUAAGGCAGGUGAGAGGCCAUUUCCAUGUUCUGAGUGUGGGAAAUGUUUUGCAAAGAAAUCACUUCUUGUAAUACAUAAGAGAGUACAUACAGGUGAGAAACCAUAUUCCUGUUUUGAGUGUGGGAAAUGUUUUACAUACAAAACAACUCUUGAUGCACAUAAGAGAUGUCACACAGGUACAUCACCAUUUCCAUGUUCUGAGUGUGGGAAAUGUUUUGCACGGAAAUCACAACUUGUUAUACAUCAGAGACAUCACACAGGUGAGAAGCCAUUUCCAUGUUCUGAGUGUGGGAAAUGUUUUGCACACAAAUCAGAUCUUGUUAUACAUCAGAGAAGUCACACAGGAGAGAAGCCAUUUUCUUGCUCUGAAUGUGGGAAAAGUUUUACCCAGAAUUCUCAACUUGUUAGACAUCAGAGAAUUCACACAGGUGAGAAGCCAUUUCCAUGUUCAGAGUGUGGGAAAUGUUUUGCACACAAAUCAGGUCUUGUUACACAUCAGAAAAGUCACACAGGUGAGAAGCCAUUUCCAUGUUCUGAGUGUGGGAAAUAUUUUGCACACAAAUCAGGUCUUGUUACACAUCAGAGAAGUCACACAGGUGAGAAGCCAUUUCCGUGUUCUGAGUGUGGGAAAUAUUUUGCACACAAAUCAGAUCUUGUUAUACAUCAGAGAAGUCACACAGGUGAGAAGCCAUUUUAUUGCUCUGAGUGUGGGAAAUGUUUUACCCAGAAAUCACAACUUAUUACACAUCAGAGAGGUCACACAGGUGAGAAUCCAUUUUCUUGCUCUGAGUGUGGGAAAUGUUUUACCCAGAAAUCACAACUUAUUACACAUCAGAGAAGUCACACAGGUGAGAAGCCAUUUUCUUGCUCUGAGUGUGGGAAAUGUUUUACCCAGAAAUCACAACUUAUUACACAUCAGAGAACUCACACAGGUGAGAAACCGUUUCCAUUUUCUGAGUGUGGAAAAUGUUCUGCACACAAAUCAGAUCUUAUUAAACAUCAGGGAAGUCACACUGGUGAGAAGCCAUUUUCUUGCUGUGAGUGUGGGAAAUGUUUUACACAAAAAUCACACCUUGUUAUACAUGAGAGAAGUCACACAGGUGAGAAGCCAUUUCCAUGUUCUGAGUGUGGGAAAUGUUUUGCACAGAAAUCAGAUCUUGUUAAACAUCAGAGAAGUCACACAGGUGAGAAGCCGUAUUCCUGUUCUGAGUGUGGGAAAUGUUUUACACAGAAAUCAGCUCUUGUUACACAUCAGAGUAGUCACACAGGUGAGAAGCCAUUUUCCUGUUCUGAGUGUAGGAAAUGUUUUCCACGGAAAUCAGCUCUUGUUGCACAUCAGAGAAGUCACUCAGGUGAGAAGCCGUUUUCCUGUUCUGAGUGUGGGAAAUGUUUCGCAUGUAAAUCAGUUCUUGUUAGACAUCAGAGACGUCACACAGGUGAGAAGCCGUUUUCCUGUUCUGAGUGUGGGAAAUGUUUUACACAGAAAUCAGCUCUUGUUACACAUCAGAGUAGUCAUACAGGUGAGAAGCCAUUUUCUUGCUGUGAGUGUGGGAAAUUUUGUUUAAGUAAAUCACACCUUGUUAUACAUGAGAGAAGUCACACAGGUGAAAAGCCAUUUUCUUGCUGUGAGUGUGGGAAAUGUUUUACACAAAAAUCACACCUUGUUAUACAUGAGAGAAGUCACACAGGUGAAAAGCCAUUUUCUUGCUCUGAGUGUGGGAAAUGUUUUACACAAAAAUCACACCUUGUUAUACAUGAGAGAAGUCACACAGGUGAAAAGCCAUUUUCUUGCACUGAGUGCGGGAAAUGUUUUACACAGAAAUCACAACUAUUUACACAUCAGCGAUGUCACACAGGUGAGAAGCCAUUUCCAUGUUCUAAGUGUGGGAAAUGUUUUUCACACAAAUCAGGUCUUGUUACACAUCAGAGAACUCACACUGGUGAGAAACCAUUUCUAUACUCUGAGAAAUAAAUCACUCUUGUUGCACAUAAUAGUCAUCAGGUGAGUUAACAUUUUAUUCUAGAGUAUACUGAUCAUUGCCAUGGAAUGUUUUUGAAGGUUCUUAUGCUAUCUCCCAUGCUUUUUGCAAUAUACAUGCUACCGCAGGGUGAAACAAAGAGAUGUCAUGUCCUUGUCUACCACUGCUAUGCAGAUGAC
Molecule: messenger RNA, 2435 nt
Organism: Pseudophryne corroboree (corroboree frog)
Lineage: Eukaryota; Metazoa; Chordata; Amphibia; Anura; Myobatrachidae
Product: zinc finger protein 260-like
Exons: 1
Coding region: 33-2249 (738 amino acids)
Biological process (GO): urogenital system development; regulation of transcription by RNA polymerase II; embryo development
Cellular component (GO): nucleus
Molecular function (GO): DNA-binding transcription factor activity, RNA polymerase II-specific; RNA polymerase II transcription regulatory region sequence-specific DNA binding
Source: RefSeq, a predicted model, not a curated record